CGGUGGUGACGGCGGCGGCGUGGUGAUCGGCAACGGCACCGCCGGGCCGACGUCGGCGUCGUCGUUGCUGCAGACGCCGCUGCAGCCGCUGCAGCCGACGCCGCUCGUCGGCCAGCCGAACAUCACCGGCGCUGGUGCCGUCGUCGGGGGCGGUGCUGUUGUCGGCGGCGGCGGAAGCGGUGGUGGCGGUGGCGGCGACGCGUUCGACGGCGGAUACUGGUGGUGGGCCCUGCUGGCCGUGUUCCUGGUGCUGGCCACGGCCGCCGGCAACAUACUCGUCUGUCUGGCCAUCACGUGGGAACGCCGCCUGCAAAAUGUCACCAACUACUUCCUCAUGUCGCUGGCCGUCACCGAUCUCAUGGUCGCUGUGCUCGUCAUGCCCGUCGGCAUACUCACCCUCAUCAAAGGAGAGUUCCCGUUCGCCCCCGUGUACUGUUUAGCGUGGAUAUGCCUGGACGUGUUGUUUUGCACGGCUAGCAUAAUGCAUCUGUGCACUAUUAGCGUGGACCGGUACUUGAGCCUGAGGUAUCCGAUGAAAUUCGGCCGGAACAAGACGCGACGGAGAGUGAUACUGAAAAUCGUGUUCGUGUGGCUGCUGUCGAUCGCGAUGAGUCUACCGCUGAGCCUCAUGUAUUCAAAAGACUUUAACUCAGUGCUGGUAAACGGCUCUUGUCAAAUACCAGAUCCUUUGUACAAACUGAUUGGAUCUAUAGUGAGUUUUUACAUUCCUCUGGGCGUGAUGAUAUUGACAUACACGUUGACUGUCCGACACUUGGCUGCGAAAAGGCAAAAUCUUCAGACAGGCAUCACGCACAAUUCAAAUCCAACUAACGCGAGGAGGAGCUGGAGGCGAAUCCUGCGCCGGAACUAUCGGAGGACCCGUUCGGACGAAACGGACAUGCGGUCAGCGACCGGUGAGGAGCUAACCGGCGUGAUCGUGUCGACGGGAGCGGGCCAACCGCAGUCGACCGCCCUAACGGCAGCGGCGGCGGUCAAACAGGACGGCAACGGCACGCUGGCGGCCGGCUCGCGGUGCGCAGUGGUCGCGACCACGGCGGACGACGACGGCACGGGUGACGACAGCACGGACGGCAGCCCGCGCGACGGACACCUUCACCGCCAUCACCGGCUGGUGACGCCCACCGCGAGCUGCCGAAGCACGCCGUUCCGGCACAACCCGUCCGUCGGCUCGGCCGACACCGAAAUGACGUCGCUGGACACCCGCGAGCUGUGGCUGCCCGACACCGAGCCCACGCCGUCCACCAUGUCAGCGCUGCACCAGUUCGGCGCCGAAAUGCUCAGGUUGUCCCGGGGCCUGGAGAAAGUGGCCUCGCCCGAAUCCAAGCCGGCGUCCCCCGACCGGUCCAGAUUGUCCGACGACGGAGAUGACGCCGGGGAUUCCGAUGAUGGAGACGACGUCAAUUACGCGAUGGAUGAUGACGACGACGACGACGACGACGCGAGAGAGCGUGACGAUAACCCCGGACGACCGUUGGACGGUGGUUCGAUGGUCCCGGAAGAAGACUCGGUUACGGGGACGCCGCGAUGCCGACGGGCCAAACGGCAACGGCGACGUCGCAGACGGCGGUCGGGCACGUUGCACGAGUCGAUGCGCCGUCGUUUCGACGGCCACAACCAUCACCACCUGACGCACCCGUACUACCAUCAUCACCACCAUCACCACCACCAUCACCACCAUCACCAUCACCAAUCGCCGACGGGGUCGCAUCACCGGGGGCGACCGACACGGGUCCGGAGCUUUCACGAGGACGAACUGCUCCGGCACCACCGGCCGGAUCCCGCGUCGCCGACGGCGGCCCACAGCGGACCGAAGAUCGUGGGCACGCUGCUGAAGCCCGAGUACCAACGGAAACCGGGGUUGGACGAGGAGAUCUGCCUGCUGCCGCCGCCCCCGCGCCGGCCCCGGCGGCGGUGUUCCGCGUCCACGAGUAGCGGCGACACGACCGCCGCGGCGCCGUCCCCGCCGCCGGUGUCCGCGUCACGGCCGUGCACCGCGGCCGAACGGACGCCACCGCGGACGCCUCCUUCGCACGUUUCGACCCCGCAACAGCAGCAGCAGCAGCAGCACCAACAGCACCAAAAGCAGCGGCAUGCCACCGUGACAGAAUGGUCGACCACGUCCAACGCGACCACGACCGCGUUGGCGGCGGCCUGCGGCGAUCAACCGUUGCGCCGUGCCAUGACGCAGAAGCUGAUACGCAAGCGGACGCCGUUGGCCGCCGUCAGCCAGCAAUCGCCGCUCGUCCGGUACGGGUCCACGUUGGGGCUGCCGUCGUCGCGGAAACGGACGCAGCAGCAGCAACAGGUGCAGGCGCAAAAGUCCAACAGCGCAAGUCGGUCGAGCGUGAUGAUCCGCAACUCAUACCGGCACGGCCGCAUCAUCCGGCUGGAGCAGAAGGCCACCAAGGUGCUGGGCGUGGUGUUCUUCACGUUCGUGUUCCUGUGGACGCCGUUCUUCGCACUCAACCUACUGCCGUCCGUGUGCCCCGACUGCGAGGCCAACACCAACAAGGGCCUCAUCGACCUGGUCACGUGGCUGGGCUACGCCAGCUCCAUGGUCAACCCGGUUUUCUACACCAUUUUCAACAAGGUGUUCCGGCAGGCUUUCAAGCGUGUGCUCAUGUGCAAGUACAGAGGCCGCAGCAAGAGGCACUCGUGGCCACCCCCGCCGGCCGCCAGGAAGGUCUGAUGACCGUGACGGGCACCGCUUUUCCCGGACGCCCGAUUCGCUGCUCUCCGCGUGGGGGGAGGAACUUUUCACCUUCCGAGUCUCCGCGCGUUUGUGUGUGUGUGUGUGUAUGCUUUUUUUUUUUAGUUUUCCCCCGAAUAUACAUGUGUUCGUGUUCGUACGCGGGUUCGCACUUGCAAAUUAAACGGUCUUUCCCCCUGUCCUUUCGAGGCAGGUCAACAACACCUCUUUCGAAAUAUUAUGCGAUCGGGGACGAGGUAACGAUGAACGUGAAACGCCCGGGAGAAUAACGCACUGCGACUCGUGUGGUAAGUACGUGAUUCCGAGCGCACGAAGGUUUGUCAAUAAUUUAUUUAAGGUUUGAAGGCGUUGUGAAUAGGCAAUUUCAUUACGUAUACGCAUCGGGUGUAAUUUCUCGGUAUGAGGGAUAACGACCGUGUGCGUAUGUCAAAACGUAAAUUUAAUUAAUCACAAUUAAUCACAAUUUGCUUGAAAAUUAUACAGACAAUGUUUUUAUCAGAUUACGUUUUAAAAAAUUUUAACCGAAUAUAAUCUGACACGUAAAAAGCACGAUCUCAAUUCUGAUCCGUAUUCUAUAUAACCGUAGGUUGCCGAAUCCUGUUCUGUAACUUGAUGAUGAUAGUUAUUUUAAUUUUUGCUAUCGUCGACAUCGCAUAAAUUUGCUGUUCGUAAAUUACUGAACGGCGUCGAGUGUUUUACAUAUUUUACCUGACGAUAGUCAAUGAACAGUCGUUUAAAAUGAUACACUGUACUUGUAUGUACAGUUUUGUACUAUUUGGACGUUCGAGUUAUGUAUGUAUUUCUUUUUAUCCCAAUUUCUUUUUAACCUGGCUGGAAUAUUAUUAGUAUGUUAUCGUUUUGGAAUAAAGUUGUUCGUUUUUACGGCCGACCAACUUCGAUGGCUAAUGCGGUGGUGGGUAGAUAAAAUGUACGGGUAUGACAAGGGUUCAAGGAGAUCCGAUAAAACGUAUCAAUCUCAUGCUUAUAUAUAUAUAUAUAUAUAUAUAUAUAUAUAUAUAUAUAUACUCGUAUAUGUGUUUGUUCGGAAUGAAUAUAUCGUUUUAGAAUAUCAGGUUCUUUGGAUAUAAAUUGUAAAAUAAAACCUCUAAAAAAAAGCGGUUCUAUACACUUUCAUAAAAUAAUUAAUCGUAUUCAGAAUGAUUUAUCGCCGUAGAAAUGAACUAAAACAUCACAAAAGAAGAUUUUUAUUUAUUUUCUCCAAAUUCAAUUUAAGAACUGACAAUCGUUUAAAAUAUAUAAAACACAUUACGUGCAACUAAUUUAUAUAUAUAUGUAUAAUGGGUGCAAUUUAUAUAGCCAACUUCAUAAUAUUUUAUAUAUUAAUUGAAAAGUACUUAGGGAACUGAGUUAAAAAGUUAAGUUAUUAUCAACCUCUUGAGUCGACUGGUUCGUUUUAUCAACCGUUAACUUACAAUUGUAUGGUCAGGUAAUAACGUCCUUUUGAAGUUUAUCUAAUUAAAAUAGGAAUCUUACGGGGGACUGGGGUUUUUAUUCGUAUUUAUCGUGUGUAUACAAUCCGCAUGCGUUAUCAUAGCAAAGGGAUAAUUUGUGAGCGAAAAAAUGUUUUUAUAGCAGUUUAGUUUAUAUAUUACAAUAGUGCUUACCUGACUUGGAUGAGUUAAGUUUUUAAUCGACUUCUUUCUACACGCGCUCAUUACAAGCCAUUUUGGUUAAUUGGACUCAAUAUGAUUUUGCCCUGUUUCUGAUGAUAUUUCACUUACCUACUCACGGUCGACCCGAAGUCGUACUACUACAGAUUCUGGCGGAAGAAUUACGAACAAAUCGCGUAUAAUAUUAAACGAUAUUAUUGAUGAUGAUGAUGCAUAUAUUGCGUAGACGUCUUGUGCAACAGAAAAUGUUUGAAAAUUUGCUCCGCAGAACCCAUUACAAUUCUACGACCUACGGUUUUCGUACGGAAUUUUAAACGCGUCAACGUGUUUGCAAAACCACGUGUCAAGUUUUCAGUAAUUUCAUGAUAAUACGAUAAUAUCCAGUUGGAAUGCGUGUGUAGCCCCAUACAGAAUAAAGGACCGAAUAAAACGUUAUAUUCUUCUCCGAAUUACCUAACCAUAAGUGGGUAUGUGUGUAUAUGUGUUACGUGUACGUCCGUUUUUUUUUUUUGUAUAUUUUUUAAAUUUAUUCAUUGUAGUAUGCUCCAAUCAGGAAACCACUACAGAUUAUUAUAAAAAUUUGUUUUCGGUCCGCACCUCGUACGUAUAUUAUGACCGUAUAUGCAAUUGUAGCAUUAUAAUUGUUUUUCUUUUAUCCUAUGAACCACAUCUCUACAUUACGUUCAACAAAUAAUAUUGAAUAAUAAUUAUUAAGCCGUGUGGCGUUGAGAAUUUUCUCACUUACUGAUCGCAUUUCGUAUCGCAUAAUACGCCUAGCAUCGUGUACGUAUAUAAUAAUCAGUUAUGUGUAAAUCGCAACUGUAAGUGUUCUCAUAAUUUAUUGAUCCAAUAAAAUUCUGACAACAAUAGUAUAUUUUUGAGUACGGUUUUAAUUUAAUCGUUGUACCGAUAUUCCUCGCUCAACUUCUACUUUCUAGACCAUGAACAUAUUUUAAGAAGAUCAAUUUACUUAACACUCGCUCCACCUUUGGAAUACAAUUAUAAAUUUUUUAUAUCCGAUUUUGAUCAUGUUUCAUUUUAAGGAAUAUUUAGAUUCAUUUAUUUCUAUAAUAUGCUUAUCAGAAUUUAUUAACAUCAGUACUUCAUACAAUAGUAAAAAAUAACGUAUAAAUAUUAAUACUGUUAACAUCUUAUCAAAUUUAAAUAUAUUUUUACUUUAUAGUACAGAUUCUAGUCAACAUAAGAUCUUCGAUUUUUUUAUUGGUCAACAAAAUAUCUGUAGAGAAAUUUCAUUAAAGCGCUCGACACGUUGCUUUUCAAUCAAACCCAUAUGUACUUUGAAAUAGUAAUUUUCCAAUUGUUUUCUAAAAAGUUAUAAAAUAUAUUAAAAAAAAAUAAUGCAAAACUAACAUUAGGUUAUAGGAUAUAUUUUUACUGAAAUUACGCAUCCUUGGCAACGGUUUCGAGCAGUAAUGAAACAAUAUGUCUGCAUAUCUUUGUUCUUAUGCACCAAUUUUCCUAAACGGUCGUCCUUCAGCCACGGGUAUUCGGUCAUUAUUUUAUUGGAACAUUCCCUAAUGCGACUUUCCGACCAAAUUAUAAUUAUAUGUAAACAAAAUAUACUUUAAUCAUUACGCGAUAAGUGUGUAACAGUUGCGGUUUAAAAAUCUGCAACCGUUGAUUCUUAAACAAGUCAAAUAUGAUGCUAGAUAGUUUAGAAUUUUCUAUAAUUAUGUUUAAUUUUAAUUUUAUAAUACUGUUAAAGCUUUCAUUGGUAUUACGUUUAUGGUGUACGAUAGUAAAUACAACUUAUAUUUAUGUUCAUAUUGUAUAUUUACGCAUGGUAUAUAAUGUAAUUAGAUCGAAAACGCUGUUAAUAUCAUGUCAUUUAAAAAUAUUGCGUUGUAUUAUUUGGUAUUUCUACGCAGGUAAUUAUAAUUUUAACUCCGACCCCCAUGAACCUAUAUGUGUCCAUACAAAUUGUAUGUAUUUAUUAGAAUAUAUUAAUAAUAAUAUUAUCCAAUAGUUUAA
Messenger RNA from Sipha flava (yellow sugarcane aphid), 6354 nucleotides. RefSeq lists its product as uncharacterized. Gene Ontology annotation, molecular function: neurotransmitter receptor activity; G protein-coupled serotonin receptor activity. Bases 335 to 2710 code for a protein of 791 amino acids. Gene Ontology annotation, cellular component: dendrite; membrane. Lineage: Eukaryota; Metazoa; Arthropoda; Insecta; Hemiptera; Aphididae. The record is from RefSeq and is a predicted model, not a curated record. The transcript is spliced from 5 exons. Gene Ontology annotation, biological process: G protein-coupled receptor signaling pathway, coupled to cyclic nucleotide second messenger; adenylate cyclase-activating adrenergic receptor signaling pathway; chemical synaptic transmission.